AUGUUCCGGUUCUCGGCAGCCCGCCCCGACAACGAGGCGUCUAUUCAGUUCCCGGUUGGGGCCAAAGCGAAUGAAGUCAAGACCAACAAACGCCAGAUCACACGAAACCGAACGAGCUAUAGCUGCUUGACAUGUAGGAGACGAAAGGUAAAAUGUGACAAAGUCCACCCCGUUUGCGGAGGAUGCAAAAAGGCAAAUGAACACUGUCUGUAUGGCCAAGAUAAUUCCGCCACCACCAUCUCCUCCUCAGCAAAUGCUUCCUCUGAGGCGUGGAAGGACACAAGUGAAUUGACCUCCAAGAAAAGAAAAACGGCACCAAUUAGACAAGAGUCCUCGACUCCAGUAUCUACGACUUCAGGACUUGUCGGCUCUGUUCCUUCUAGCCAGCUGAAAGCGAUUGAAGAGCAGCUUCAUCGUCUCACAUCGAUGGUUGAUGCCGUCCGUCAACUUGGCGGCAAUGAUAUACAGCUACGUAAUCUGCUCACACCCGUGCCAUCCGGUUCAGACCAAGACUCUGGUGACAUGGCGCCACGGCCAAGCACGAGCUUAGAUAUGUUUCAAUCAAAAAACCAGAAUGCAACAAAAGACCCAACUGAGCUCAGCAAACCUCUGUCCAGCUUGAAGCUGAGCAAUGGUGAUCAUGGACCUGAAAACCCGUUUUGGGCGCAUAUUUCGGAUGAGCUUGACGGGCUGAACCACUUACUGCGACGGCGAAACAACACAUACGUAAGCGCCACAAACAUCCAGAACAAACAGUGUGACCGGCCACAAGAUGAGUCGAAACCGGCCAAAGAAGAGCAUGUGCCGCAGAAUGACGACUUCUGGGAUCCAACCAGUUUUCAGAAGGCGGCUGGUAUGGAGGUUCCGGAUGUUUACAAUCCCGAUCACAGUUGUUCGCUUUGUCGAAUGAUGCCAUUCACCAAGUCUAGUCUACUCCAGAAUAUCCCGAUCAGAUGUUCCCCGCUAACAGUUAAACGACACCUCAUGAAAGCUAUUCCAUCAAGAGCCCAAAGCAACGUUCUUUUCAGAUGCUGGUUGACAGGCGUAUAUCCAAUCAUGCCUAUCUUUGAUCCAGGCUGGGCCUUGAAGAAAAAUGAAGCCUUCUGGGCUCAGAUGGAAUCAACCGGACCCGAUCAGUCGCAAUAUCCUGAUCUCGACUUCUUUCCCUUAAUACAUGCGAUUUGGUACGCCGGGUCUCUCAGCAUCUCUUCCAAGGGCCUUCAGCGCUGGUUUCCAAAUACGUCCCGGGCUGCACUCGCCUCUAGAUUCCAUGACCAGGUGGUUUUCUGCCUCCACCUCGGGUCAUUCACGCGCAAUCUAAGUUUGCAAAAGCUUGCGGCGUUUAUUCUUUUGCACUCGUUACCGGUGGCAGAAGAGGAGCCCAUUCAGGGCGCUCUUUACAUGCAGCUGGCGGCGAGACUAGCCUUGACCAUGGGACUGCACCGAGAACCGUCCCUAUUCGGUCUUUCCGUGGCUGAAGAGGGGAUGCGGCGACGGCUCUGGUGGCAAAUCAUCCAACUGGAUAUCUCACUGGUGGUAUCAAGUGGUUAUCCUUCACAGAUCUCAGAAGCAUUCUGUGACACGAGAAUAAAUUGUGAAGACGGGGACUCUCAUUUCGAAGAUGAUGGCUUUCAGACUGCUCCUUCAGACAGAAACUCGAGCAAUUCCUCUCCGAAUGGUAUGAACCUAAAUGGAGAGAAUGGAAACCUACCACCCUACCGGAUUUUGUAUCUCGUUGCGAGGGCGAAAUCGAUUAUCGCCUGUGCCCUUCGGAGUGUGAUCUCUAUUCAUCUCAGCACGAAAAUGAUGACAAAUGCCGACAUGCAAGAAAUGAAAAGAGCGAUGCACGAAUCUCACGAGCAAGUUAGUGCCAUCAUCAAAUUGAUCCCAGCCAGGGGUCUGCCUGAACUGGGAUUUAUUCCAGAUGGCCCCAAAGAGGGACAGCUACGUGCCCUAGACUGUGAUGCGGUUCUGGGCGGCGCCAUUGAUCCACGAGAACUUGCCUCCUACAAGUGCUCUGGGGGUGACAACGAGGUUCCGUCACCUCUGGCCCGUUACCAUCGUCAGAAGCUUGCAGCCUACAACAAGUGGGCUCGAAUCAGUCUCUCGAUGAUGAGCGACAAGAUCCAUUGCGUGGCAUACGCCCCUUUCUUGAAAAACACCAAAAGCAAGCUGUGGAGCGUAGGGAGACAAUGCGCUUUGCACAAUUGUCACAGCUUCAUGAGGAAAUUCAUCUCACUGGUCACCGAUCCGGACUUGGAGCCUUUUCGAUGGAGUUGGCCUGCCAUGUACGGACCAAUGCAUGCAGCCCUGAUUGUUUUGGUUGAUCUGUACGAGAGACCUGACAGCGUCGAAGCCCCUCGAUCGAGGGAAUUGGUCGACAAAGUAUUCUCGUUGUCGGCGCCGGAGUCUGGCAUUGUGGGUGGCCCGAAUGGUGUUACCGUUCAGAGACCGAUGCGAGAAGGUGGUGUCGAAGCUUGGGAUAUGUUACGAGGGCUUCGUUCAGCAGCCUGGCAGAAAGCUGGGUUAGAUCCCACGGUACUAUGGACUGAGGCUGAUCAACUUGAAAUCGGCAUUGCGGCUCCAUUGACCCAUACCCAGAGGAUAGCGCAAAGUUUACGAGAGGACACCAUCUACGAAAAUGAUCGGACGUCUUCCAAUGACAAUUCGACCGUGAAAAAUCCAUCACCGGCGCCAACAUCGACCGACCAUGGAGUCCGCUACAUGGCCAAACUAGCACAAAGCGAAUUAGCCAACUCUGGAGAAGAAGAUGGAUUUCCCUGCUCUCGAGCUAUGCGAAACCAGUUCUUAAAAGAUAUUGAAAAUGACGCGCGACUCAACCCUAACCGUGGACUUCGGCGACGAGAAGGUCAGCAAAAUAUGCCCUUCCCCCUAAGUGGUUGCAUGGAGAAGUGCACUCCGGAGGCUGCGUAUGAGUACGGGCCCACGGGUCAUAUGUUGGAGCAGAUGAACUUGCAUAUCCCCCGACCAGCAACACAGUCCUUUUCUUGCGGACAUCAUCCAGAGAGCCCGUUCGACGCCAUGCCCGAUACCUGGGCACAGUCAGGAAUUGCGGGUUCAGCUCCUCCUUCUCACCAAACACUCUUGAACAAUCAAGCGCUCGAAAAAGGAACAAAUGAGCGGGGAUCUGGAACCGGCCAUGCGAAUGGCUCUAACAACGAAAUACAUAACCACCAAAACGAAGAGCCACACCAGAGCCAAAGUGGUAUAGACGUUACAUUAAUCCAUGACGACGUUCCUUCCACAAACAAAGAACUUGGGUUUGACUGGGAGCGAUGGGAUGCUGUUUUCGGCCAGUAUUCCGGAUUUACUGAUUUGAUGGAAGACGUAACAUGGGAUGAAUAUGUCGAUGAACAAUAG
Rhinocladiella mackenziei CBS 650.93 is the source of this 3381-nucleotide messenger RNA. RefSeq lists its product as uncharacterized. Gene Ontology annotation, molecular function: DNA binding; zinc ion binding; DNA-binding transcription factor activity, RNA polymerase II-specific. The record is from RefSeq and is a predicted model, not a curated record. Gene Ontology annotation, biological process: regulation of DNA-templated transcription; DNA-templated transcription. The transcript has a single exon. NCBI's taxonomy places the organism in Eukaryota, Fungi, Ascomycota, Eurotiomycetes, Chaetothyriales, Herpotrichiellaceae. Bases 1 to 3381 code for a protein of 1126 amino acids.